AUGCAGAAGCUCCACUGUCAAACUUCUUUUCUUCUUCACAGAUCUACCAUAACCUUUCAAAACCUGACUUGGCAAGCUUCGCCCAUAUCCGCCCAAGGAAAUGUACACGAAAGCAAAGGGACCGCACAUUGGUUGUCGGCAGUCGUUUUCUUUGUCGUUCCCUUGAUGUCCACUUUAAUUCUCCGGGACAAACACUGGCGCAACCCUAAUAUUGAUGGAAGAAGUCCCGAAGUCCACACAUACCACCUUCCCGUAGCCUGUUUUGAUAGAGAUUUAGCUGUGAAGCUUUGCUCCAAUCAGGUCUUCAAGAGCUUGAUAGAUGCAUCUAUUGUUUCACUCGAGGGUUUUGCCGCAUGCGAAGAGACGAUUGGGACAUUUGCACUUCGAGAGAGGGGAAUACGCGAAGGUUGGUAUCAAGUUGAGGAUCUUUCUAGCUCAGAUCGUAAAAUUGUCUACCCCUCACUUUUACAAGAUCUACCUAUUUUGGUAGCAGCUGGUUCGAAGUCAGAUUUGAUACGUUUUUGGUUUCAUGACAGCGAUCUGGAUCAGCGAGUUGGAUCUAGGAAGAGACCCAUCUCUCCAAAACAUGCCCAGUUCCAUUCCUUUUUUUUGUGUCUACUCUUCGGCAGCGAUGGAUAUCUUAGCCAGGGACCAACAAAGCAUUGUUUGAAUUUCAAUUUUUCAACAGAUACCGAGUAUGUGUCAAAGGCCACCCAAAUAUUAGUCCUAGAACGGAGUCCGGACCAAUUUUUAGCGCUGAAGGAGCGGCAAAGCAAACGCCCUUGUCAUGAAUUCAGUCAUUUCAAGUUUCGAAAUCCGCGGUCAGCGAAGCCAUCAGUACUUGAUCAGCCUGUAACACGCUCCGAACUUUUUUGGCUCCCACCAGACUUCGACCACUUGCAUGAUAUAUUGGUUCUAUUGGAAUUCCUGGAUGUUGGGAACUCCAACAGCAACGAUACAUGA
Messenger RNA from Lindgomyces ingoldianus, 963 nucleotides. RefSeq lists its product as uncharacterized. The transcript is spliced from 11 exons. The record is from RefSeq and is a predicted model, not a curated record. NCBI's taxonomy places the organism in Eukaryota, Fungi, Ascomycota, Dothideomycetes, Pleosporales, Lindgomycetaceae. The coding region runs from base 1 to 963 and encodes 320 amino acids.